AAAGACCAAUCAGCCUCCUCAAUAAUUUGAACUUAAAAUUACCUCGUCACCAUUUGGCCAACCGCGAUUGGCUUCUUCUUCUCCCUCCGGAUCUUCUUUCUCGCACACAGACUCAACAGGCAAAACGAAACACAAAUUCAUUUUUGAAAGUUGAAUAUGCCGUCGCAGAUCUUGCCCAUAACUCAGCGGCCUUCCGAGCUGUUGAUUCUUGAAGCAUCACCUCCAACAUCAGUGUUGAUCAAACCGGAGAUUGAUCACGAUGACCUGAAUACUAGUCUCAUCAUUUCUUCUCAAUUUGACGAUGAUAACAAAUCCGUUGAUGUUAAGCCCCUUCUUUCCAGAGCUUCUAGUUAUAGUUCUACCUCCUCCGCUAACGGCAACUCCUAUCAACACCGACGGCGGCGGAGCGCCAGCGACAACUCGUUGGCUUCUCUCUCUGAUGGUAGUGGUGGUGGUGGUGGGUCCCGUCGCCGCUCUUUUAGCAAGGGUGUGGGACAUGCUGCUGCUGAAACGUUCUUGAUCACUCGCUUAAGCUUGAAGCUGCUAAGAUAUCUUGGGGUAGGCUACAGAUGGAUAAUGAGAUUUCUUGCUCUUGGCUGUUAUGCAUUGUUGCUUAUGCCUGGUUUUAUUCAAGUUGGAUAUUACUAUUUCUUCUCAAGUCAGGUCCGCAGAGGUAUUGUUUAUGGUGAUCAACCAAGAAAUAGGCUUGAUCUCUAUUUACCUAAGACUAGUGAUGGACCAAAGCCGAUCGUUGCAUUUGUAACAGGUGGAGCCUGGAUCAUUGGAUACAAAGCAUGGGGUUCUCUUUUAGGGCAGCAGUUAUCAGAAAGGGGCAUCAUAGUUGCUUGCAUUGAUUACAGAAAUUUUCCUCAGGGAACCAUCAAGGAUAUGGUAACGGAUGCUUCCCAGGGUAUCUCUUUUGUUUGCAAUAAUGCUUCUAAGUUUGGAGGUGAUCCUGAAAGAAUUUAUCUGAUGGGACAGUCAGCUGGUGCACAUAUUGCUGCAUGUGCACUCUUGGAGCAGGCAAUCAAAGAGGCUGGUGAAGGAGAGAGCACAACUUGGAGUGUCUCCCAGAUAAAAGCUUAUUUGGGUUUAUCUGGAGGAUACAAUUUGUUUGACCUAAUAGAUCACUUCCAUAGUCGGGGUCUCUACCGUUCCAUCUUUUUAAGCAUUAUGGAUGGGGAGCAAUCUCUCCGUCUAUAUUCUCCUGAAGUACUGGUCCAAGAUCCAAACUUUAAAAAUGCAGUUUCUCUUCUUCCUCCCAUUAUUCUUUUUCACGGUACUGGAGAUUAUUCCAUUCCAGCAGAUGCAAGUAAGAAUUUUGCAAAUACUCUUCAAAGAGUUGGAGGGAAAGCUGAAUCAAUACUGUAUGAAGGAAAGACUCACACAGAUUUGUUUCUUCAGGAUCCAAUGAGAGGUGGCAGAGAUGACAUGUUUGAAGACUUACUUGCCAUUAUUCAUGAUGGAGAUGGAGAAUCUCUUGCCAAAGAUGCUGUGGCUCCUCCAAGAAGACGCCUUGUUCCUGAAUUCAUGAUAAAGUUGGCUCACAGUGUUAGUCCAUUCUGAUAAUUGCUAACCCGAUCUCUGCUAUAAAACUGUUAAGUUCAUUAUCAAUCCUGUAUUUCCCAGAUUUUAGAAGAAUUAGUCUCACUAUAUAUAUAGCCGCAAUUUGUAUACAAAUCUUGCAUUAUAUCUCAGUUAACUAUACUAAUGUUAGUUCUUUAGAUCAGAUGUCGUUCAAGUAGAAGAAGUCAAGUGCUCUUGGAAAUGAUAAGGUAUUGUCUCCUUUUGCUUGGGGCAGGGGUUGUACUAGAAAUUCUUAAUCCAUUUAAAUUGGUUGUUAUUAGUAAACUGAGAACUCAAAAAAGCUUGAUGAGAUGAUAGAAGUAGCAGUCUUGUCCACAGAGUCAAUUUCUUAUUUCUCUUGUGGGGUUGUAGAAUUUAAUUUCCUGUGAGGACUUCCCUCUUGUAUCACUCUUAUCUCUAUAUUGUCUUGUCAUCAUUUAUCUAAUAGUAUAAGUAUACUUCGUUAA
Mangifera indica (mango) is the source of this 2033-nucleotide messenger RNA. Its product is annotated as probable isoprenylcysteine alpha-carbonyl methylesterase ICMEL1. The record is from RefSeq and is a predicted model, not a curated record. Bases 157 to 1566 code for a protein of 469 amino acids. The transcript has 11 exons. Lineage: Eukaryota; Viridiplantae; Streptophyta; Magnoliopsida; Sapindales; Anacardiaceae.